AUGCUCCGUGGUGAUGUCGACGUCGAUGUCGACGUCGAUGUCGAUAUCGAACCCAGACCGCCCGACCAUGGUAUUCAUCUACCAUCUCUAGCCACUACCGCUACUCGCCCUGGGUACCGCAAUGCCACCACGUCUUCUGCCUCCGAUUUCUUUGUCGACCUGCCCCAACUCCCCAUGGCGACCGAACUUGCACUUGCCGCCCUUGCGACCCUACCGACACCAAUCCUCGUUCUCUCCUCCUUGAAGACUGUCCUUUUGGCCAAUUCGGCCGUGGGAAGGUUGCUGGGGGCGGAUCAAGAUGAUCCUGACUUCAACGUGAACGACUUCCUUAAGGGUCAGACGCUGUCGCAGUUGGGCAUUGACAUGGUCUCAGAUGGCGGCGUUCCAGUAUGGGUCAGCUGGGAAAGAUUUCUGGACAACCUUGCCAGUGACUUGCAUUCUGCUGCACGAGACAGACUCCCUUCGGGGAAUCUACUACGCGAUGUAAAGAGCGGAGAGACAACUCCCAUGGGUGUUGCCGGAACCGCUGCAAGAGGUAGGUCACCGAUGCAACGUCGUACUGAAAAGACUCAAGACACUGUGGUCGACGUGAUCAUCUCCGGCUAUCAUGAUCAAGCACCAAAUCGCAACGCUCGUCAGAAACAUAACAAGACCCAUCGUAAUGUCCACACCACCUGUCGAAUGAUAAUCAGUAUCUGGGAGUUGGAAGGACAGCGAUAUUUCACUUUGACGUUUACAAGCUCCGGGGGUCACGCCCCCCGUAAGCCUUUGUCACACUCAUUCGGCAAUGCUCGUCAGCCCUCGUCCCAUUCAACCAGGUCAUCCCGUUCAUCACAGUCCCAGACACCUGUCUCCUCCACAGGAACCUCCCAGAUCACUUCGCCCGCUGAGCAGCCGCAUGCCGGUGCUUUCCCUCCCAUCGCCCCUCCAGCUCAAUGUUCAGUCCCGUCCGCCCCAGCAGACUUUCAGAAGGUUCUGAAGAUGAAGAACGCUAUGUUGAGCGCAAUCGAAAUCCCCCUUAUUGCCAUGUGGAAAGAUGAGAGUGUGGUCUUUCCGAAUCUGGCCGCUCGCAAGUUACUGGCAGUCGAGACUGAUCCCACGUCGGAUGAGUCGUACGAUUUCAUGUCGCGGUUUCGCCCAUGGACUGCCGAUUUCUCUCGAGAGCUCCAAGAGGACACCAAUCCCGUCCUCGCACUGUGUCGAACGCAGCAGCCCUUUACAAACUGGAAGAUUGGCUUAGUCAAUGAAAAGACGGGCAGAAAGUCCAGUUUCGACGUGAGUGGACACCCUGUCUACGACGAAAAGUCAGGGGAGUUUCUGGCAGGCUUGGUAGCUUUCAAGGAUGUCACAGAGUACACCGAGCAGAUUGCACUCCAGACAGCAGAAAACGAAGAACAAUUCCGCCUCAUCUGUGAUAUGAUGCCACAAAUGAUCUGGACCACGAGAGCUGAUGGCUAUCAUGAUUAUUACUCUAGAAGAUGGUAUGACUAUACUGGUCUGACUCCCGCCAAUUCCUUGGGUCAAGGUUGGAAAUUGCCUUUCCAUCCAGAGGAUAUGCCUGAAACCAUGCGUCGAUGGCGUCAUGCUGUCGCGACCGGAGACGAGUACAUCACAGAGUAUCGCUGCAGAAGGUUUGACGGCCAAUGGAGAUGGAUGCUCGGGAGAGCCCUGCCCAUGCGUGACCAUAAGACAGGCAAGAUUCUGAAAUGGUUCGGCACGUGUACAGAUAUCCAAGAAGUUGUCGACGCCAAGGUUUCUGGACAAAGAGUUCGACGGCAAUUGCUGGAUGUGUUAAAACACUCACAAAUGACAAUGUGGAUUCUCGAUCGACACCUGAAUGUGAGUUUCCAUGAAGGUUCCUUCGUUAUGGGGGAUGCGACAACCGACAGAAUUAUUGGUGCCCCUGUCCUCGACGUUUUGCACAAUCAUCUUACUCCACAAGCCAUUGAAAAAUUCCGGGAGGCUCUGCUCCGCAUCCUAUCAGGAGCAUCCGAUCUGGAAAUAUGCGAGAAUGAGGUGAAUUCUAGAUGGUUUCGAUCCAAGAUGGUACCGUUGAAGGGCAAAACAGGCCCUAAUAGGGUAGAAGAUGAUGACUAUAUUGCUGGAGUCAUUGUCAUUGGAUCCGACGUUACCUCCCUCCGGCACAAAGAACAAGAAAAUAUUAUAUUGCUUGCAAAGGAGACAGCGGCUAAAGAAGCGAGCAAGAUGAAGAGCAGCUUUCUUGCCAAUAUGUCUCAUGAGAUCCGGACACCCAUCGCAGGAGUGCUUGGAAUGUCGGAGCUGCUCAUGGAUACCUCCCUGGAUCUGGAACAAAGCGAGUUCGCCCAAAACAUUCAAAGGUCAGCCAAUUCUCUUCUUACCGUCAUUAACGACAUCCUGGACUUCUCCAAGAUCGAGUCCGGCCGGCUUGACAUUGAAGAAGUGCAGUUCAGUCUCAACCACGUGCUCCGCGACGUUGCCAAAAUGCUUUCAUUUGCAGCUCAACGCAAAGGACUCGAGUUCAAAAGUGCCAUCGAUCUCAGACGAUCUGAGGACCUCAUUGUGUUGGGCGACCCUGGCCGAAUACGACAAAUUCUGGUCAACCUUCUGACCAACAGUAUCAAGUUCACUUCCAAGGGUUUCGUCAUGCUCAGCACCCGUGUCGUUUCCGAAGUCAAUGACACGAUCACAAUUGAAUUUUGUGUCGAAGACAGCGGCAUUGGCAUAGAGGAAGAAGUCAAGAAGAGGCUGUUUAGACCAUUCAGUCAAGCCGACUCAAGCACCGCAAGGCGUUUCGGAGGGACUGGUCUCGGCUUGACGAUAUCCAGAAACUUGGUAGAUCUGAUGCAUGGGGUAAUUCGCCUGGAUUCCAAGCUUGACGCAGGAACCAAAGCUAUCUUCAGUAUUCCGUUCAAGAAACUUGAAUAUCAAAAUGGGUCCACCAUGGCUGAGCUCGAAGUCGGGACGAUGCCCGAUCGGGCACAACCAGACUUCUCUCGCUCCAAAGAUUCAUCAAAAGAAGAAGAUCGAAAAGAGCACAAGAUUAUGACCUCAACCAGGUCAUCAGGAGACACAAGCGAGGGCGGUGAUCAUGCUCAAGCGAUGCAGUCAAAUCCAGGGGUCGAAUCUCCCGAGGCUGAACUUGACAGAGGUCAGAUACAUAUAAUGGUCGUCGAAGACAAUCCUGUCAACCAGCAAAUUGCCCUCAGAUUCAUCAAAGCACUGAGGUUUUCUACUAUUGCGGUGUGGAACGGCAGGGAGGCCCUUGAGUAUCUUCUCAAAGCCACUUCGCGCGACCUCACUCCGGAGCAGUCGCAGCAAUAUCCGACUCCUUCACUUAUACUAAUGGACUGUCAAAUGCCCGUAUUGGAUGGUUACCACGCCACACAUAUGCUUAGGCAUCACGCGCCAUUCAUGGACAUUGAGACGAUCGCAAAAAUUCCAAUUGUGGCCAUGACCGCUUCGGCGAUUCAAGGCGACCGGGAAAAGUGUGAGAAAGCGGGAAUGGACGACUAUAUGGCCAAACCAGUCAAGCGUGCUCUAUUAGAGAAAACCAUAAUGAAAUGGAUAUCCAAGGCCCGCAAAGGCUACAGGCACCAAAAUUGGCCAGAAGCCUCCACAGAAUCCCAGCGACCAUCACUCGGAAGCGGGUGCACCGAGCAUUCGUCGACUUGCGCCCAAAUUGAUGCUAUCACCGCCGAAUUCUAUGCUCGCACCGGAACAGCAAGCAGCCUGCCUCCUGCGGCAAAUGACCACCCGCCUGCCUCAGCGCUCGGUGCUAGUAUUGUGAAUGAAACAGCCGCUGCGCUACGGUCUAAUAUUUCCAGGGCUAUCCUCGCCGGGGAAAUUCCAGGAGGUGGAACAGAAGGAGACCGAACAAUGAGGAGAGUCGAGGCUGAAGACAAAGCACAGGCACUCCGGGACGCCAAGCUGAUGUCAGUGACCGAUCUAAAUCAUGGCCAAUCGAUCAUUGCUCCCACGAUCAUGGUAGACGGCAGCUUCGUGCCGAAUCCUCACUCGUCCGAUCUGGCCCAACCGGCUGCUGGAGAUGCCGGACCUUCGACGACAAUGGCUUUGACGGAAGAGAAUGUCUACCGCUUCAAUAAUACACAAGACCACAGUCCCAUAGUCAUGGGAACCCUUUCCCCGGAAAUGAGGUCUCAAAUGUCAGUCUACCCGCUCUCAGAACUUCCAGGACCACCGCCAGAGGGUACACUUGCUGCAGUAGACCUGGCUAGCGUCGACGCCAAUGCCGAGGUCCUGUUAUCGUCGAUGGUGGAAACGGCAGAGUCUUCGACUCCGCCAUCGGAAAAUAUCAGGUCAUCUGCAAAUCCAAGUAGUGUUCGGCCUCAGACCCGACAAGAUGUGGGCGGGCUGGUUCCCGACAGUCGACGGAGAAGCGACUGGAGUAUGAGUACAGCCCGACCAGAGAAAGGCCGAUAA
Fonsecaea multimorphosa CBS 102226 is the source of this 4422-nucleotide messenger RNA. RefSeq lists its product as uncharacterized. The coding region runs from base 1 to 4422 and encodes 1473 amino acids. Gene Ontology annotation, molecular function: protein binding; phosphorelay sensor kinase activity. The record is from RefSeq and is a predicted model, not a curated record. Gene Ontology annotation, biological process: phosphorelay signal transduction system; phosphorylation. Lineage: Eukaryota; Fungi; Ascomycota; Eurotiomycetes; Chaetothyriales; Herpotrichiellaceae. The transcript has 2 exons.